This is a messenger RNA of Silurus meridionalis, 1297 nucleotides long. It is a transcript of the gene stx7l, whose product is annotated as syntaxin 7-like. Gene Ontology annotation, biological process: vesicle fusion; vesicle-mediated transport; intracellular protein transport. The transcript has 10 exons. Gene Ontology annotation, molecular function: SNARE binding; SNAP receptor activity. Bases 171 to 938 code for a protein of 255 amino acids. Gene Ontology annotation, cellular component: synaptic vesicle; endomembrane system; SNARE complex. The record is from RefSeq and is a predicted model, not a curated record. NCBI's taxonomy places the organism in Eukaryota, Metazoa, Chordata, Actinopteri, Siluriformes, Siluridae.
UCUGUAACUGGGAGCAAACCCACCAAUCAGCGUUCAGACUGAGAGAUCAUGUGAUGUGAAAGGGCCGCGACUUCAGAUGUCAGGAAAUCUGUCCGGAGUGGAGAAAGAGAGAAAAAUAGAAAUCAAUAACAACAACAACAAACAAUAACAAGACGUAGACGGUCCUCACAAUGUCGGGAUCAAGGGACCCAAAUUUACUCGUGCAGACGAUCGGCUCAAACAUCCAGAACAUCACCCAGCAGAAUUCUGAGAUCCAGAGGAUCGUGAACCAACUCGGGACAGAGCGAGACACAGCAGAUCUCCGACAGAGACUGCAGCAGAAACAACAGUAUGCGAAUCAGCUGGCUAAAGAAACGGAUAAAUGCCUGAAGGAAUUCAGCUCAUUACCUGUCACUCAUGAUCAGCGCCAGAGGAAAAUUCAGCGAGAACGUCUCGUCAACGAUUUCUCCAACGCGCUGUCACUUUUACAGAAAACCCAGAGACAAGCUGCACAGAAAGAGAAAGAGUUUGUGGCCAGAGUUCGGGCGAGUUCAAGAGUUUCGACUGGUUUUGCUGAUGAACCAUUCGGAGGAAACGCUUCACCUUUUGAGAGCGAGGCCCAGACACAGAGCUACGAUGAGUCGAUCACUGAGGAGGAUUUGCAUCUCAUUCAGGAGCGAGAAACGGCCAUCAGACAGCUGGAGUCGGACAUCACGGACAUCAAUGAAAUCUUUAAAGAUCUGGCCGUAAUGGUGCACGAACAAGGAGAUAUGAUCGACAGCAUAGAGGCCAAUGUAGAAAGUGCCGAGGUGCACGUUCAGUCUGCGACACAGCAGCUCGCCAGCGCCGCCAAUUACCAGCAAAAGUCCCGUAAGAAGAUGUGCAUCCUGAUUUCGAUCCUGGUCGUGUCCAUUGUGGUCAUUUCCCUCAUCAUCUGGGGUUCAGUUAAAUCAUCAUAAAACCUUAAAACGCCAAACGGAAAUCUUUUUUUUUUUUUUUCUUCAAGGUUAUACCUUUACAAGCAUGACACAACUACACACACACACACAGACACACACACACGGGUAAAUUUUCUAAGCAAUGAUUAGUCAUUUGAUGUUUGAUUUCCCAGAUCUUAAGUCAUUCAGCAUGAAUAUAAUCCGAAAUAAAUGUACUUCCUGUCUUCUCAAAUGCCAAGUGUUUUAAAAAAUAAAACUCAUUCCAUGUGAUGUAGUAACAUGCAGUGAAAGCUAGCUGGCAGCACUGGUCAUGCGAGUUCACGCUAUUUGGUGGAUAUUAACACAUUUUACAUAAAUAAAUAGAAACUUGUUUAACUGAA